AUGGUAGUGGGAUUUGUGGAUUUAACAACCAUUGUAUUGCUUGAUGAAGAUGGGAGGUUGUCCAGAUUGUUUCCUGUAUGGGUAUUCUUUCUUGGAUAUUUGUGCCUGGGUGUACUCCUCUCCGCUUCACUUCAAGUUCUAUUCGACAGGUUGGCUUCUCCGGAGUUGAUGAACUUCAUCCGGGGACAGAAGCUUAGCCAUGAACUCCUCAACAAAUUGAAGAGGAAAUUGCUGGUUGUCCACAAAGUGCUCAAUGAUGCGGAGAUGAAGCAAAUUUCAGACCCACUAGUCAAAGAGUGGCUAUUCCAGGUUAAGGAUGCUGUGUAUCAUGCGGAGGACCUGUUGGACGAGAUCGCUACCGAAGCCUUGCGGUGCGAGAUUGAAGUUGCUGACUCCCAACCUGGUGGAAUUUAUCAGGUGUGGAACAAGUUCUCUACCAGGGUUAAGGCUCCAUUUUCCAAUCAAAGCAUGGAGUCCAGGGUGAAGGAGAUGACUGCUAAGCUUGAAGAUAUCGCUGAAGAAAAAGAGAAGCUUGGGCUGAAAGAAGGUGAUGGUGAGAGACUGUCACCAAAAUUACCAUCCUCUUCUUUGGUAGACGAGUCCUUCGUGUAUGGCAGGGAUGAAAUUAAGGAGGAGAUGGUGAUGUGGUUGCUUUCUGACAAGGAAACUACGACAGGCAACAACGUCAUAGAUGUGAUGUCCAUAGUGGGCAUGGGCGGCAGCGGCAAGACCACACUCGCUCACCUUCUCUAUAACGAUGACAGAGUGAAGGAACACUUCCACCUGAAAGCAUGGGUCUGUGUUUCCACUGAGUUUCUUCUUAUCGGUGUAACCAAAUCAAUUCUUGAGGCGAUCGGUUGUAGACCUACUUCCGAUGACAGCCUAGAUUUACUUCAACGUCGACUCAAAGACAACCUUGGCAACAAGAAAUUUCUGCUGGUUCUCGACGACGUCUGGGAUGUGGAGUCUCUUGAUUGGGAAAGUUGGGAUAGACUACGAACUCCACUCCUCGCUGCAGCCCAGGGAAGCAAGAUUGUUGUGACCAGUCGUAGCGAAACUGUUGCAAAAGUCAUGCGUGCAAUCCAUACUCAUCAGCUGGGAACAUUAAGCCCUGAAGAUAGUUGGUCCCUAUUUACCAAACUUGCAUUUCCAAUGGAGACUCCUGCGCUUAUCCUCAGCUUGAACCCAUAG
Molecule: messenger RNA, 1191 nt
Organism: Vitis vinifera (wine grape)
Lineage: Eukaryota; Viridiplantae; Streptophyta; Magnoliopsida; Vitales; Vitaceae
Product: putative disease resistance RPP13-like protein 1
Exons: 2
Coding region: 1-1191 (396 amino acids)
Biological process (GO): defense response to other organism
Molecular function (GO): ADP binding
Source: RefSeq, a predicted model, not a curated record